AUGCUGGCAUUAUGCUUCAACAUCUGUAGCAGCUGGGCCGGGCUCUCGACCAGCGUCCAAAUCGCCCUGCUGGCAGGCGGACCCAUGGCGUUGAUCUACGGCGUCAUCGUCACCACGGCCAUCUAUCUCUGCAUCAGCUCAAGCCUCGCCGAGUUGGCAAGCGUUUACCCAACUGCCGGAGGACAGUACCACUUCAGCUCGAUCCUGGCCCCAGAAAGAUUCAGCGCUCAGAUCUCCUACGUCUGCGGGUUCAUCACGACUUUCUACUGGAUCGCAACUGGCGCCGCCGUCUCCGUCAUCGUCGCGACACAGAUCUCCACCCUGUACGUGUUCUACAACCCGCAGGAGCCCGAAGCGGCGUGGCAGCUAUUCCUAAUAUAUCAAGGACUUGUCCUUCUGGCGGUGCUUUAUAACAUCCUGCUCAUCAAGAGAUUUGACUUCACGCAUACCAUCGGCUGUAAGCGACGAGCGCGCCCUAGACAAAGCCAAGGUAUUCUAACUGCUCUAGUUGCUCUAUCAAUCACCAUCUUCGUAUCAAACUUCAUCGGCCUUCUAGUGCGCUCAAGCCCCAAAGCACCCAGCGGAUUCGUCUGGACCACCUUCAUCAACGAGACGGGCUGGCCCGACGGCGUCUGCUUCAUGAUAGGUUUGGUGCCUCCCUUCUUCAUGUUCGGCGGCCUGGACGGCGCGUUGCAUUUAUCCGAAGAAGCCAAAAACCCCUAUAGAGUGGUUCCCCGCGUCACGGUGGGUAUUGUCGUGGUGGGGUUCUGCACCGCCUUCCCAUUCGCGAUCGGCUUGCUCUACAGUAUCUCGGAUUUCACUUCCAUUGUUGAAAGCCAUGGGUACAUCCCGUUCGAGAUCAACCGUCAGGGCCUUCGCUCUGACCAAGGUGCUGUAGCCGUGCUCACCGCGGGCACUGUUCUCGGGUUCUUCAUCCUCAACGCCACGAUUCAGGCGUCCUCGCGCGUUGUCUGGUCGUUCGCCAGAGAUAAAGGAUUCGCUUUCUCACACAUCCUUAGCCGCGUCCAUCCGAGACUUGAGGUCCCAGUCUGGGCUCUGCUGUUCAAUUGGGUCUUUGUGGCGCUCCUUGGAGUCCUAAUUCUGGCGUCUUCGAUCGCUUUCAAUGCAAUUUUAAGCUCCACCGUGGUGCACCAGCUUCUAUCAUACCUCAUACCGGUGGUGCUACUCAUCUACCAGCGGCGGUCUUCCAAGUUCCUCCCUGCCAAUCGAAGUCUCGCAUUGCCCAACUGGCUCGGCUGGAUUGUCAACUGCGUUGUAGUCCUCACCAUACCAGUGCUGGUGGUGUUCUUCGCAAUGCCGCCGUUCAGGCCGGUCACUGGCACUAACAUGAACUAUACUGCUGCUGUGCUGGGCACAGUCAUGCUCCUCGGCACCCUCAACUGGUUGUUCUACGCCCGUCGCCCCUUUCGAGGUCCCCGAAUGGAAUGGCAAGUGGUCACUAUGGUUAACUGA
Molecule: messenger RNA, 1473 nt
Organism: Exophiala aquamarina CBS 119918
Lineage: Eukaryota; Fungi; Ascomycota; Eurotiomycetes; Chaetothyriales; Herpotrichiellaceae
Exons: 4
Coding region: 1-1473 (490 amino acids)
Biological process (GO): amino acid transport; transmembrane transport
Cellular component (GO): membrane
Molecular function (GO): transmembrane transporter activity
Source: RefSeq, a predicted model, not a curated record